AGGUAGCAGUAAAAAAAUGCUGAGAAAAUCCAAAGCGGAAGUAAAGGAAGAAGUGGGGAAGGAAAACCGCUUUUUAGAGAACUCUGAGAAGUUUGCAUCCACAUCUGAGCUGCGUGAUGUGAACGGGGGGGGAACUUUUAUUCCUCGAGUUAGAAAGUUUGGAAAAGCCGGCGCCGUUACUGUGGGAAACGAUGGGACUCCCGGCGCUGGAGUUCAGUGACUCUUUUCUGGACAGCCCGGACUUCAGGGAGCGCCUUAAAUACCAUGAAAUAGAGCUGGAGCGGACCAAUAAAUUCAUCAAGGAGCUCAUCAAGGAUGGAAAUAUGCUGAUCACUGCUCUCAAGAGUCUUUCUGCUGCUGUCCAGAAGUUCUCCCAGUCGUUGCAGGAGUUCCAAUUUGAGUGCAUUGGUGAUGCUGAGACAGAUGACGAGGUCAACAUUGCCCAGUCUUUCAAAGAGUUCUCCCAGCUGCUGAACACUGUUGAAGAGGAAAGAAGGCGCUUGGUUCAGAAUGCAGAUGAUGUCUUGAUUACUCCCUUGGAAAAAUUUCGGAAGGAGCAAAUUGGAGCAGCGAAGGAGGUAAAGAAGAAAUUUGAUAAGGAGACGGAAAAAUACUACUCCACACUUGAGAGACAUCUCAACCUGUCAUCUAAAAAGAAAGAGGCCUAUCUACAGGAGGCUGACACGCAGAUUGAUAAGGAGAGACAGCUCUUUUAUGACACAUCCCUUGAGUAUGUUUUCAAAAUUCAGGAAGUGCAAGAAAAGAAAAAAUUUGAGUUUGUUGAGCCGCUCUUGGCCUUUCUUCAGGGUUUGUUUACAUUUUACCAUGAAGGAUAUGAGUUGGCUCAUGAAUUUGAGCCAUACAAACAGCAGCUCCAGUUCAACCUACAGAACACAAGAAACAACUUUGUGAGCACCAAGCAGGAAGUGGAGAAGCUGAUGAACAGGAUAAGGUCUGCAGAUCAGGACUACAAACCCCCCGGCCAGUGGACGAUGGAAGGCUUCCUGUACGUCCAGGAGAAGCGUCCUCUGGGAAGCACGUGGACGCGUCACUACUGCAUGUAUGACAAAGGAAGCAAGACCUUCACCAUGAGCAACACAGAAAACAAGUCAGCCGGGAAACAGAAUGGCUUCGUCUUGAAUCAGCCAGAGACUUUCAAGCUCAAGUCCUGCAUUCGGAGGAAAACAGACUCCAUCGACAAGCGCUUCUGCUUUGAUAUCGAAGUGGUGGAGAGAAAUGACAUCUGUCGAGGAACUCUUUUCAGACCACUUCAGUUUUUCUGUAAAGUCCGGCAUGGCGUAAUGACACUGCAGGCGCUGUCAGAGUCCAACAGAAGACUGUGGCUGGAGGCCAUGGAUGGCAAGGAGCCGAUUUACAACCUGCCAGCCAUACUAAGCAAAAAAGAGGAAACGUAUCUUAACGAGGCAGGUUUUAACUUCGUGAGGAAAUGUGUUGACCUGGUCGAGACAAGAGGCAUCCAUACAUUGGGGCUGUAUAGAAUUGGAGGGGUAAACUCCAAAGUACAGAGGCUGAUGAGCACAGUUUUUUCUUCCAAAGCACCUGUGGAUAUGGAGCUGGAUCCUGAGAUGUGGGACAACAAAACCAUCACCAGUGGUCUGAAGAAUUACCUCAGGUGCCUCUCUGAGCCUCUCAUGACUUUCAAGCUGCACAAAGAUUUCAUCAUGGCAGUCAAGUCUGAUGAUCAAAACUACAGAGUGUGUGCUGUUCAUGCUUUGGUUCAUAAGCUACCUGAGAGGAACAGGGAAAUGCUGGAGUUACUAAUAAAACACCUUGUCAUAGUUUCUGCACAAAACCAGUCCAACUUGAUGACGGUGUCCAACCUGGGUGUUAUCUUCGGGCCGACGCUGAUGCGGUCGCAGGAGGAGACGGUGGCUGCUAUGAUGAACAUAAAGUUUCAGAACAUCGUGGUGGAAAUACUGAUCGAGAACUUCAACAAGAUCUUUCACCAGCCUCCGGAUCCCAACGUGCCUCUGCCACAGCCGCAGAGCUGGACCGGCUCCCGCAGGAGCAGAGCCAUCUGUCUGUCCAAGGGGCCCCGCAAGCCGCGCAGUCUUUACACCCCAACACUGUGCCUGGCAGACGCAGAAAGUCCCUGCAUAGGCGACACCUUGAGCAGCAGUCCAAGCAGCACUCCUAUGGGCAGCAUGGAGUCUCUGUCAUCCCACUCCUCAGAGCAAAACACCUCCUCCAAACCCGCUUCCUCUGGAGCAGGAAGAUGCCUCGGCAGGUCGGACCUCCUCCGCCAGACCCCGUCGCAGCUCUCGUACGGCCCCGGGAACGCGGCGUGCGUCAGCAGCCCCGAGUCCAGCUCCAGAGAGGAGGGAGGUCGAACAGAUGGGGAGUCUGAGGACACUUUCAGCCUGUCCUCAGUCAGCACAACACCUCGACUGUCUCCCGCACCCAAAAAAGCCCCCCACUGCCGCUCUGACCUCAAGCCGGCGCUGCCGAGUCGCUCCGUUUCUCCCUCACUGAAAUCACUGCCAGGAUCAGACGGCCAGCAGAGUUGUUCUGGUUCUGUCCAAAGUUUAUCAACACUGGAGACCAAAGAGAGCUUAAAGCCUGGUGACCACCCCAACCUUCCACCGAAGCAAAUUAUCCGCCGCAGGAUAGACGCGUCGGUGAACAACGGCUACCAGAGGCCAGGCUCAGUGGUUGCUGCCAGAGCGCUGUUUUUUGAAAAUCCCUCUUCUUCACAAUCUGUCCCUAUAGGAAGAGACGCCAAGGCCAUGUAUUCCUGUGAGGCAGAGCACAGCAAUGAGCUCAGCUUUCCUCAGGGGGCGCACUUCUCAAAUGUCUACCCCUCCGUCGAACCAGGCUGGCUCCAAGCAACAUAUGAGGGCAAAACAGGUUUAAUCCCAGAGAAUUAUGUUGUUUACCUGUAAAAGAGGCUAACCCUGCCAUAUUUUUAUGAUAGCAAUGGAAAAAGAACUCUGUGCUCACUGUUAAGUUCCCAAUAUCUAGUUCCCCGACAGAGAAUUAUAUACACUCAUCAUUUGACAUAAAUCUCUUAUUAAUUUUGGAUUUGGAGUGACAUAUUUGAAUCGUUUUUGGGGGGAUUUUCCAGAGUGAAAUGGUAAUGCAAUAUAGGGAGAAUUACGAGGUGUUUGGACAGGUUAAGAAAAAAGACAUUUUACCUUUGCCUUUAAACUUAUAAGGCAAAGUUUAGAGUGCCAAAGCACUACUUUGGAAGUAUUUCCAAAAUUGCUACCUGUAAAAUUCAAGGCAACAGUAAAAUACCUUUUUACUUAGAUUGUCCCAGUUCCUCAGUAUGUCCCAAUAAACCUAAAGCCAUUUUACUUCUUUGAUUAAUUUUGAAAACAAGAACUCAGUGCGCAAGUUUGUCUUUAUUGUGGAUUUUCUUUAAUCCAUACAGUCAAAGUUGUACAUAUUGAAUAUAGUUACGGCCAAAGUCCAGGAACUGAAUGUUAGCACUCUUCAUUCAUUCCCAUUUAAGCAUUUAAAGAGUGAAAUUUGCAGAUGCUUACAUUGAAAAGCCAAAUGCCUUCAGGAGAAAUGUCUCAUGAUCAGAUGCAGCAAAGACUGAGCUCCUUACCUGCAAUGGCAGGAACAAUUGGAGGAGUUAGAGCAAGACUGGAUUUAUGAAAGGUCUUUUAAAGCCAAGAAAAGUCUUACAUGUAACCGUCUCAAUUUAAGACCUUAAAAAUCCUUAAAUGUGCCCAGAAUUUUAAUGUGAGGUUCUAAAUUAUAUUUAGUUUAAAUUGUAGCUCUUUUUUAUUAUACUUCUCUUUUUUGAGACAUAUAAGGGAGGCAUUAGGCAAACAUUAAGCUGUUUUAGGAGUCUUCCCAAGAAUUAAAUAAACACAAAAAGUUUGUAUCUUUCUGGAAAAAGUUUUUUUAAAUUCACCUCCAAUAUUUAAUUUUAACUAUUUUAUUGUUCUAAUGAUAAUGUUUCAGACAUGUUUUUUGUUCAUGACAUUGAACUGCUGUUUUUUUUAAAGUUUAUUUCGAUUAAAAACUCAAAAUUAUUAAGACAUUCAUGCAGAUGUGGCUAAUCUUUUGACUAUUGUUUGCCAACAUUAUUUGCAUUUAUAGCAGAUAUUAUUGUCAAGGCUUUUGCAAACUAAUGACCAAUCCUAUACCUCCCUUUAUGAAAUUUUGAUGAAUUUGUUUGCUCCACAGAGCAAUUCAGCUUGGCAUUAAAGUCUGAUGUAAAUCUAAUACGAAAUGACGGCACUGAUCUCUAGUAUUAGCCUACAGAAUCACAGAACAAUCCAUUUCUCUUUUAGUUAUUUUAUUCUCAGAAAUGUAUCCUAUAUGAACCCAUUUCACCACACUUCAUCACAAAUCUGUCACAAACAUUUUGAUUGAUCAAGCUGUGAUUUCAAAUAAAAUGAUCUGUUAGAAUAUAGUAGAGAAAGCAACAAUGGUUUUGCACCUUAAUAUCUCUGGACUAUUGUUUACCCACUGAAACUGUUCCUGGCUGUUGCCUCGUCAGUUAAAUGCUACUGUACAACACCUGCUCAUGUUUUGUUUUUUUCUUUAAAAUUAUAUUAAAUAUUUACUUCUUGUAACUGUCUGUUACAGAAUAUUGGCACAUCAAAUAUACGUUGUAUGUAAAAGUUAUUUCAUCAAAUGUAUAUUGUGUGGUCAGUGGUACACUGGUGUACAAGUAAUGACAACUACACAAGUGUGACAUUGUUAUGUGUGAAAGAAGACAUUUAAUACAUAUUUACUCUUGUCAACAUUCCCACACUAAAAAUCAAAAAUGGUCUACAAAGUUAAAUUUAGUGAUACAGUUUCAGAAAAAAAGAUAGAAAAAACAAAGAAAAACAAUCAUUUUUGCUCUUUACGUAUUACAAAGUUAAAAAAAAUUAAAUAAAACAAACAAAAACAAAAAAGUUAAACUUUCUCUGGUUUCCCAAAAUGUAUUUGGGAGAAUAUUUGACAUUUAGCUCCUGCCAGGAUCAGGCUGUUCUUUUCCAUUUACACUUCGAAGAAUGCGAAGUGGCCUUGAACACUUAAUGCUGGACUACUACUCCCUUACAGUAAAUGAAUUUGCCAGGGCAUGUCACGGAAAUGAUACUCAUUUCCUGAAUAUGUCAAAAUUGGCACGCUUUUUCACACAGUUAUUAGGACUUCUUGCAAACAUUUAAUUUAUCCUAAAGAAAUAGGUCAGCAAAUACAGAGUGAAUGAUCAAACCAUCUGUCCAGAUACAUGUGGUUUAUAUUUCCCUGAGGGAUAAACAAGUAGAGUAUUGCAAGUAUUUGCCCCUCACAAAUUUCUUGUGUUUUUUGCAUUUUUGUCACUCAUAAAAGUUUGACGUCAGAUAAAGAUAACGGUAAAUAAAACAUUUUUUUUUUAAUUAAGAAAAAAAAAAAAAAACAACCUUGAGUGAAAAUCAGUCCCUUACCAACUGCAAGUUGUAAAAAGACUGCCAUCAAGUAUCAGGACAUUCUUUUUUAUUGCUUUGGAGCAUUAUGACCCCCUUCUUUGCAGAAUUGACUUAGUUUGAAAACAUUCAGUGUUAGAGCAGAUUAUUUGUGAUUUCCUUAAUCAAGUUAAGCCACCAAGUCCUGAGGCAGAGAGUAGUGUGAAAUUUUUAUCUCCUGAUCAUCACACUACCACCACAGUGUUUGGCCGGUGGGGGCAUUGCCUGUUUUCAAAUAGGAGUAUAUAAGUCUUUAUCUUUGUCCACUUAAAACCAAUGAGAUUGUUAUAAAAUACAGCUUUUUAAUGUUUUUCCAGGUUGAUCUGAAAUUGCAUUAUUAGUUUGAUAAUCUGAAGCUUUUACGUCUGACAAAUAAAGCAAAACAGAGGAAAUCUAUGAGGAGAAAAUAAAUUUUCGUUGCAGGAAUAUUGAAACUGAGAUCGACAUGUUGGAUAGAUAACCUAAACCUGUUCAACCACCAAAAUCUAAAUGCCGUGUUAACAUGGGAUUAUGUGUCAAAGUUUGAUUGAUUAGUUAAAUUUUUAAUGUGAAAAAAUUUGAUGAAACAUUUUUGACUAAUGUUACUUUUUCAUGAACUUCACUGGCUUGAAUAAACUAUAAACAUUCAUCAUUCUUUAAAUGAUAAAUAUGAUUAAUUGUGCUCUGUUCUGAAAAUAAAAAUGGCUGUUAUUUGUGCACAUAUG
Xiphophorus maculatus (southern platyfish) is the source of this 6115-nucleotide messenger RNA. RefSeq names its product Rho GTPase activating protein 42 (gene arhgap42b). The record is from RefSeq and is a predicted model, not a curated record. Gene Ontology annotation, cellular component: cytoplasm. NCBI's taxonomy places the organism in Eukaryota, Metazoa, Chordata, Actinopteri, Cyprinodontiformes, Poeciliidae. Bases 192 to 2903 code for a protein of 903 amino acids. Gene Ontology annotation, biological process: signal transduction. Gene Ontology annotation, molecular function: GTPase activator activity; protein binding. The transcript has 25 exons.